Phalaenopsis equestris is the source of this 3284-nucleotide messenger RNA. Its product is annotated as probable LRR receptor-like serine/threonine-protein kinase IRK. The transcript is spliced from 2 exons. Gene Ontology annotation, molecular function: ATP binding; protein kinase activity; protein binding. Gene Ontology annotation, biological process: protein phosphorylation. The record is from RefSeq and is a predicted model, not a curated record. Gene Ontology annotation, cellular component: plasma membrane. NCBI's taxonomy places the organism in Eukaryota, Viridiplantae, Streptophyta, Magnoliopsida, Asparagales, Orchidaceae. The coding region runs from base 330 to 3155 and encodes 941 amino acids.
GUUGCCACGCGUAAGACACGCCAACAAAAACCUCAGGGGGUCAAAGAACCUGUCCAUGGUCUCCUCGCUCACUCCCUCGCUCUCUCUGUCUCUCUCUCUCUCUCUAGCGGAUUCAGUGGAAAGUCUCAAAAAUCAAUCAGCUCCGUCGUCUAUAAUGUAGCCAGAUUCCGGCGGAACUCGCCGUUUCCCCUCCCUCACUUUUAUCGAUUACAGCCUUCUCUCUUCAUCUUUCUUCUCUUCGGAAACCCACUUAAAGGAGCUUCCGUUACAGUUUCAUGGCUCUUCUACUUCUUCCUAAUACGACUUAACUCGUCUUCUUAAUACCACUAAUGAGCACUCUGCUUCCUCCGCUGUUGUUCUUCUUCUUCCUCCUCCUAUUCCUUCUCACUAGCUCCGCUUUCCUUACCCUAAACGACGACGUCCUCGGCCUCCUCGUCUUUAAGGCAUACCUCAAAGACCCCAACAAAAAGCUCGAAUCUUGGAACGAAGACGACGAGAACACCUGCAACUGGCUCGGAGUCAAGUGCGACACAAACACAAACAGAACCGUUGAGCUCGCCCUUGAUGGCUUCUCCCUUUCUGGCAAGCUCGACCGUGGUCUUCUCCAGCUUCAAUCACUUCAAACUCUGUCCCUUUCACGCAAUAACUUCUCCGGCGAGCUCAAUGCUGACCUUCUACAGCUUAAGAGCCUCCGCAGUGUUGAUCUCAGCCAUAACAGUCUCUCUGGUUCUAUCCCCGAUGAGUUCUUCGAACAAUGCCGAUAUUUGAGAUUCCUCUCGUUAGCAAGCAACAAGCUUUAUGGCGAGAUACCAAGCAAUGUCGAUUCUUGUUCCACUCUUGGUGCGCUCAACCUCUCCUCGAAUCUGCUUUCCGGUUCUUUACCCAAAAAAAUGUGGUCUUUGAAUGCUCUCCGGUCUCUCGACCUCUCUCACAACUCUCUUACAGGGGAGAUUCCGGCGGGUGUUAGCCUUAUGUUUAAUCUCCGGUCGUUGAGCUUGCGAAGAAACCAACUUUCAGGGAAGUUGCCUGAGGAUUUUGGGUUUUGUUUUCUUCUGAAAUCAAUCGACGUCGGAGAAAAUCUGCUGUCUGGUAAUCUUCCAAGCUCAUUGCAGAAACUCUCAUUGUGCAGCUUUUUAUUAUUAGACACCAAUUCUUUCACCGGGGAACUUCCAACUUGGGUUGGAGAGAUGAAGUCUCUUCAGGUUUUGGAUUUGUCAAAUAAUCAGUUCUCAGGCUGGCUUCCUGAUUCCAUAGGUGAUCUGCAAGCUUUGGAAAAGCUGAACUUUUCUAAAAAUGAGUUCACCGGCAGCGUACCGGAAUCAAUGGCCGACAGCAAAAGCCUUUUGGAUGUUGAUCUUAGUCAAAAUCUGCUCACUGGCAAUGUCCCCUCAUGGUUUUUCGAACUGAAAUUAAGAAAGAUUGUGAUUUCUGAGAAUAGAAUGAGCGGAACGAUAAGGAUUCCAACAAUGAAUUCUUCAAGCCUUGUUGUGAUAGAUCUAUCAAGCAAUUCUUUCUCUGGAAAUUUUCCAAUAGAAAUCUCAGCCAUACAUAGCUUGCAGUUGCUAAACUUGUCCUUCAAUAAAAUUUCAGGCUUUAUACCAACAAAUUUGGGAGAAAUGAAGUCCAUUGAAGUCCUUGAUCUCAGUGGGAAUCUGCUUGGUGGGAUCAUUCCACCAGAAAUUGGUGGCUGUGCUUCUUUAACCUCCCUGAAUCUUUCACAGAAUAAUCUCACAGGUUCAAUUCCCUCAUCCAUGAAUAACCUCACGAAUCUCCAACAUGUAGAUCUUUCCUCAAACAAACUUAAUGGAACACUACCCAAUCAACUUGGAGACCUUCCUCACCUCCUUUCCUUCAACAUCUCACACAACAAUUUCUCCGGUGAACUUCCUAUCGGAAACUUCUUCAACACAAUCUCUCCUUCCUCUCUCUCACACAAUCCCAAUCUAUGCGGCGGCAUUGUUAACCGUUCCUGCCGUUCUGUUCUCCCAAAACCUAUCGUCUUCAACCCUAAUUCAUGGUUCUCAAAACCUUCCACUUCCCCUGCUCUCCCCACUCAUCACAAGAAGAUCAUCCUUAGCAUCUCUGCACUCUUGGCCAUUGCUGCUGCUGCCAUUAUCGCACUAGGUGUCAUCACCAUUAGCAUCCUCAACCUUCGAGUUCAAGCUUCCGUCGCCAUUUCCGCCGCCGCUCCGCAGCCAUCCGACGACUUUAUCAGCCAAUCCCCAACUACUGACACCGAUUCAGGGAAGUUAGUCAUGUUCUCGGGAGAAGAACCAGAGUUCAGUCCUGCUGCUCAUCUUCUCUUUAACAACGAUUGCGAGCUCGGCCGAGGAGGUUUCGGGGCAGUUUACAAGGCCGUGCUCCAAGACGGUCGUCCCGUCGCCAUUAAAAAGCUUACCGUUUCGAGCCUCGUAAAAUCCCAAGACGAAUUCGAGCGGGAAGCGAAGAACUUGGGGAAGAUCCAACAUCCAAAUCUUGUAAAACUCGAAGGCUAUUACUGGACUCCUUCACUGCAACUCCUCAUAUACGAGCAUGUAACUCAUGGAAACUUGUACGACCACCUCCAUGAAAGCUCGGAAUCCAACCCUCUCUCAUGGCGACAAAGAUUCAACAUCAUUUCCGGAAUUGCAGAGAGUUUGGCUUAUCUUCACAAGCAUGGUGUGAUUCACUACAAUCUGAAAUCCACCAACGUUCUGCUCGACAGCUGCGGGGAUCCGAAAGUUGCAGACUACGGAUUAGCGAAAAUGUUGCCGAUGCUCGAUCGGUUUGUGCUGAGCAGUAAGAUUGGAUACAUGGCUCCAGAAUUUGGUUGCAGGUCAGUGAGGAUAACAGAGAAGAGUGAUGUGUAUGGAUUUGGAGUGCUGGUGCUUGAGAUAGUUACGGGAAGGAGGCCAUUGGAGUACAUGGAAGAUGAUGUGGUGGUUCUCUGUGACAUUGUUAGGGUGGCGAUGGAGGAGGGUGGUGUAGAGGAGUACGUGGAUGGGAGGCUUCGUGGAAAUUUUCCGGAGGAGGAGAGUGCGCCGGUGAUCAAGCUUGGGUUGAUUUGUACUUCGCGGGUGCCGUCUAGCCGGCCGGAUAUGGCGGAGGUAGUUGACAUGCUUCAGCUGAUAAGGUGCGGUCAAGGUAGUAGGAGAAGAGAGGAGGAGUUGUGUUGAGAGGAUUUAGAGAUUAUGUCCCUGUUUUUCUUUUCUUUUUUUUUGUUGUAUAUUAUUUUUUUAUGCUUCAAUUUCUAUUCUUGUUUCAAUUAUUGCUUUAUAGCGCAAUUAAUGUUGAUAUAGUGAUUA